Caenorhabditis elegans is the source of this 1139-nucleotide messenger RNA. It is a transcript of the gene C25H3.10, whose product is annotated as F-box domain-containing protein. Lineage: Eukaryota; Metazoa; Nematoda; Chromadorea; Rhabditida; Rhabditidae. The coding region runs from base 56 to 943 and encodes 295 amino acids. The transcript is spliced from 6 exons. The record is from RefSeq and is marked reviewed.
AGAUAAAGUCUAAUUUUGAUAUUUUUCUGUGCUGAAGAUUAGGAAAGAGGUCGAAAUGUUUGAGUUUGAGCAGCUGCCAAAUGAGAUGCAAUUGGAAGUUCUGAAAAGGACUGAGUUUCGAACAAUUCAAAGUAUGAAGACUGUCUCUAAAAGAGUACAACAUUUUAUUCAGUUGUACCAAAGGUACAUGUUGCCCAUCCCGAUUCGUCAGAUGUUUGUUACUCCUGAAAAGAUAAGUUUCACAUUAGCAAACUCGAAUGAAAUCAACACUAUCAAUCAUGAUGACAUGGAUAAAUAUCUUCGUGGUGCUAAAGUGGAUUUACUUUGGCUAGAGAUGAAUGGAAGUGAAGAUGAACCUAUUGAAUUUCUUCAAAAAGUUAUUCAAAAAACAAAUUUCACUAGAAUUGAUUGUUUGAAAUUGGGAAGCUCAAAAGUUGAGUGUGACGUCACAAAAUUGGAAAAUUGCAUGGCAAGUUUGGUGUGUGCAGAACUAAUUGUUGACUGGAGAUUCAGAGUUCCUGAGGAUUUUUUCAAUGAACUUCAUGUUGAGAAGUUAACUCGAUUAACGAUUGGAAAUCAGGAAUCUAGAAACUUCUACCACCCACUUUCGGGAGAUCACUUCAGAAAGUUCAGAGGAGAUUGGUUGGAAAUUGGGCAAAAUCGUCUCAGAAGUUCAGAUAUAUCUACCUUCCUAAAAAAUUGGAAAUUGGGCUCCAUUUCUUGGAUUGAAAUGUACAACAUUGUCAUUAGUUUUCCAAUUCCCGAAUUAUUGAUUUUACUGAAAAAUGAGAGUUGCCAGAAAACACCAACGACGUGGAAAGUGUCUCGGGAUCUAGACGAAGGAAAAGAGGAACUUGAAAUUGGAUUCUUCAAAAGUACAAACUUCUCGAAACAGCCAUCAUUGGUUAUAAGGCAAUUGAAAAUUUUAGAAUAUUUGUGGUGAAUUUUGGUAUCUUGUUUUGGAAUAAGUUUUCAUGAUAAACAAUGUGUAUAAAAAAAGUGAUCGAAGGCGAUUAUGAUUUCUUUUUUUUUUCUUGCCUCCAACAUAACCGCAGCAAGAUAUGUUCGGAAUUUUUUAAUGGAAUUUUUUAUAAGACUUCUUUCUAUGAUUUGCAUCCAAAAAAUAUGAAUUUUGAGCU